AUGGCUCCCAAGUCUCGGCCCACAACAGGUUAUCAAGCCACUGCCGUAAUUACCGGCUCUUUCUUAUCUGGCGCCAUGAUGGGCCUUUCCUUGAUGGCGGUUCCAGUACUCCUUGACACGACAACCGAACCAGCUCAGCUGUUCCAUCAAUGGACCCGCAUGUACCACUACGGCCAUCAAGCACUACCCACGAUGGCCAUCGCUACUUUCGCCCUUUACGGAUAUACAGCGCUCAGCAAACGCACUGCUAAGAAAGCGUGGGGUGUGUUUGCUGCCGCUGGCCUGACGACGGUGAGCAUCCUGCCGUUCACUUGGAUCGUCAUGGUGCCGACGAACAACACUUUGUUUCGUUUGGAGGCGGAGAGCCAGACGGCUCCAGUAGCAAGCUGGGAGGAGGCACGCGCACUCGUGAUCAAAUGGAGCUGCAUGCAUCUUGUGCGGUCUCUACUUCCGCUCGCAGGAGCUAUACUGGGUUCAAUGGGGAUUUUCGAGAAGCUUGUGUUUUGA
Lasiodiplodia theobromae is the source of this 507-nucleotide messenger RNA. RefSeq lists its product as uncharacterized. Bases 1 to 507 code for a protein of 168 amino acids. The transcript has 2 exons. The record is from RefSeq and is a predicted model, not a curated record. NCBI's taxonomy places the organism in Eukaryota, Fungi, Ascomycota, Dothideomycetes, Botryosphaeriales, Botryosphaeriaceae.